This is a messenger RNA of Drosophila takahashii, 1868 nucleotides long. RefSeq names its product Probable cytochrome P450 4aa1 (gene Cyp4aa1). The record is from RefSeq and is a predicted model, not a curated record. NCBI's taxonomy places the organism in Eukaryota, Metazoa, Arthropoda, Insecta, Diptera, Drosophilidae. Gene Ontology annotation, molecular function: iron ion binding; oxidoreductase activity, acting on paired donors, with incorporation or reduction of molecular oxygen; monooxygenase activity.
GAUUAAAGAUUAAAGAUUUAAAAUAUAAAGUGACUCAAAAUGUUUGUGGAAAAAGUGCUAGAACGAGCCACCAAGUUGGAGCUGUGCUCGAUCCUGAUCCUCGUGGUCAUUAGUCUGAGCAUCUACACCUUUUACGCCACCCUGAACUCCUAUCUGAGAUCGGUGCUUCUCUCGCUGAGACUCACGGGUCCACCAUCUCUGCCUUUUUUGGGCAACUGCAUGCUGGUCACCGAUAAGAAUGUGAUGCGAAAAUGUGCAGGCAAGGCCUUCGAUCUAUAUGGCUCCCUAGUGCGGAUAUGGGUGCUAUUCUUCCCCUUUUUUGCCGUUCUGGAGCCGGAGGAUCUGCAGGUCAUACUCUCCUCCAAGAAGCACACCAACAAAGUCUUCUUCUACCGGCUGAUGCACAAUUUUCUGGGAGAUGGCCUGAUAACCAGCAGUGGGUCCAAGUGGAGCAAUCAUCGCCGUCUCAUCCAGCCGGCUUUUCAUCACAACCUGCUGGAGAAGUUCAUAGACACCUUUGUGGAUGCCUCGCAGUCGCUGUACGAGAACCUGGAUGCCUCCGCCGUGGGCACAGAGAUCAAUAUCGCUAAAUAUGUGAACAGUUGCGUUCUGGAUAUACUAAAUGAAGCCGUUUUGGGUGUGCCCAUCAAGAAGAGGGGCCAGGAUGCGGUCAGCAUGGAGGAUUCACCCUUCCGCCAGGGCAAGCUCAUGAUGCCCACGCGGUUUACGCAUCCCUGGCUGCUGCUCGAUGGGAUCUACCACUGGACGAAGAUGGCCAACGAUGAGCUGAACCAGAAGAAGCGGCUCAACGACUUCACCCGCCAGAUGAUCCAGCGACGUCGGCAGAUCCAGAACAAUAACAAUGGAAGCGGGGAGCGAAAGUGCCUGCUGGACCACAUGAUCGAGAUCUCCGAGAGCAAUCCGGACUUCACGGAGGAGGAUAUCGUGAACGAGGCCUGCACCUUCAUGCUGGCUGGCCAGGAUUCAGUGGGCGCCGCGGUGGCCUUCACCCUCUUUCUGCUCACCCAGAAUCCCGAGUGCCAGGAACGCUGUCUCCAGGAGCUGGAGACUAUCUUUGGGGGUAGCAACCGAGCGCCCUCGAUGAGCGAUCUGCACGAGAUGCGCUACAUGGAGAUGUGCAUCAAGGAGGCACUGCGUCUGUAUCCCAGUGUUCCGCUGAUUGCCCGCAAACUGGGCGAGGAGGUUCGUCUGGCGAAGCACACUUUGCCCGCCGGCAGCAACGUCUUCAUCUGCCCCUAUGCUACCCAUCGUCUGGCCCGGAUCUAUCCAGAUCCGGAGAGGUUCCUGCCAGAGCGAUUUUCGCCGGAGAACUCGGAGAACCGUCAUCCCUACGCCUUCAUUCCGUUUAGCGCCGGACCGAGAUAUUGCAUUGGCAACCGCUUCGCCAUCAUGGAGAUCAAGACCAUUGUGUCUCGGUUGCUCCGCAGCUUCCAGCUGCUCCCGGUGACCGGAAAGACCACCAUUGCGGCCACCUUUAGGAUCACCCUGAGAGCCUCCGGGGGUCUGUGGGUGCGCCUAAAGCCCCGCGAUCAUCCGAUCAUCGAUCACUGAUCACUGAUCGUUUUUCGUUACAUUAACUUUAAUUAGUACGGUAAAUAUGUAUAUAAAUCGAUACAAUAAUUUAAACACUUAGCUUCCUCUAGCCUAAGUACAUUUCCUCUGACUGGAGGGAGUGCAUCCAUCCAUCCGCUGGGAUGGCGACAUAUCCUACUGUGAGUGGGUGUGUGUGUGCGGGUCUGUCUGUAUUUUGGAUCCUGGAUUGUAGUCGCUUCGCAAUCGCUUCAUAUUCGAGUGUUCGUAGAGUUUCUCUGGGGUUUUCCGUUGCCUAAACAAUGCUAUAUCUGCUA